Molecule: messenger RNA, 1541 nt
Organism: Pelagomonas calceolata
Lineage: Eukaryota; Pelagophyceae; Pelagomonadales; Pelagomonadaceae
Source: the annotation of a GenBank genome assembly
GCUCGAGCUGCGCGCGCGCGCUGCGUUACGGGGCACAUCGCUGCAAUAUCGCGAGCUCCGAGCACAGCUGCGACCCCGCCGCGGCAGCCACGCUCGCUGCACGCGCUGCGGCCACGCAACCGAGCCCACUGGGCGCGCAAGGGCCACUAUGGCGGACACGCCCGAGCCCCUCUCCGAGUACGAGCAGGCUAGGAAUGAAAAGAUCGCGCGCAAUCGAGCGUUCUUGGCUGCGUUAGGUUUAGGUGACGCCCAGUCUCCGCAACAAGCGCGACCGGUCGUGCGACGGCCCGAUACGCCUGAAGUGGUAGAGAGGCCAAAGGCGUCCCAAGACGUCGUCGACGCCCUCGCGAAGCGCUACCCGUCGCGCCGGAAGGAGGCGUCUUUAUUGGUUUCUGCUUUGAGAGCGCCGGGAGACGCCCCUAUGAUCGUGACUGGACAAGAGAGUGGUCCCGUCACGUGCGAAGCGGCGUCGCAAUGCGGUCUGGCGGUGGCGCGCGUGAAGUGUUCGUCGGACGAGACGGGCUCCAAGUUACUUGAGAGAUGCGCAGUUGCCGCGGACGGGAAAAGUGACAGAGUGUCCGCGGAGAGUCUGGCGCGUCGAUUAGAUGCUGCUGCUUUAGCUGCACCGUUGUCGCGGGGUGUUGUUAUUUUAGAAGACGGCGAUCGGUUGCUCUCGAGGCGAGCGGGUGACGAGGGCGCUACUGCGCUACGCAGAUUAUGUGCUGCUUGUAGGCUCGCAGAUACCGCACCGCGACUGUGCAUCACCGGAGACGACCGCGCCUUGUCGCAAGUGUCGCAGCGACUCCGGGAUCCCGUGCGGAUUCAUUUACGAGACAACGCGACGACGACGUCAUUAACGCAAGCGCUAUGCGACUCCGAAGAACCUUUAUUUAGAGACUUUUGUAGGGCCGUCGCGACGGCCGCGAAGCGGGAGACGUCGGAUAUCGGACAUCUCGCGAAACUCACGCGGUCGGCGCCUUUGUUCGACCUCUACAAAACGCAGCAAGGUGGCGCCGCCGGCUACGAUGCCAUCCGGCCAGUACUAACAACAGCGAUCCCCCGCUUGCGGGACCCCGAGCUCGACGUGGAUGCGUUAUGUCGCGGUGAUGUUCCUACGAGUGUCGAGGAGCCGGCACCGGAAACUUUAUUACUCUUAGCGGCCUACGUGUCGUCACGAACGCGGCCCGAGGACGACCAACAGUUGUUCGGCCACGACCCCCAGAAGAAGAAGAGAAGGAAGAAGCGGGACGUGACCAAAGUGCGGGUCGAUGCCCCAAAAGCAGUCCAGUUGGAUCGGCUGCUCGCGGUCUACGCGAGGUUGCGGGAGGAGCACGGGUCGUCGCUGCCCGACGUGCGCGACGACGACGUGUUGCGAACGUUAUCCGAUCUCGUGGAUCAGAACGCUUUGGAAAGAGCUUCUGGUCUGGACGACUUGGCGAACCCUCGCUUCCUCUGUCUGCUGGACGCGGGGCAGGCCUACGACCUCGCGUCUCUCUUAGGACUGCCGCUGGGGCGGUACCUGCCGGGGUGACUAAUAGUAC